This is a messenger RNA of Salvia splendens (bonfire salvia), 1174 nucleotides long. RefSeq lists its product as uncharacterized. The record is from RefSeq and is a predicted model, not a curated record. The transcript has a single exon. The annotation marks the transcript as partial. NCBI's taxonomy places the organism in Eukaryota, Viridiplantae, Streptophyta, Magnoliopsida, Lamiales, Lamiaceae.
GCAUAAGGAGCAAAGGUGCAACAUCUUUCAUAUGAAGUGUAAGGUGAAGUCCAAGACGUGCUUGGUCAUCAUAGAUGGAGGGAGUUGUACAAAUGUGGUGUGUGACCGGUUGGUGGCCAAGUUGGGAUUGAAGGUACUUAAACACCCAAACCCCUACAAAUUGCAAUGGUUAGGGGACUCCGGAGAGUUGAGGGUGAAGGCUCAAUGCAAAGUUCCAUUGAAGAUUGGAGAAGUUGAGGAAGACAUCCUAUGUGAUAUCAUUCCUAUGACGGCAUGUCAUGUUUUGCUAGGGAGGCCAUGGGAGUUUGAUAGAAGGGCCUACAAAAAUGGCUUCACGAAUGAGUAUUUCUACAUGCUCAACGGGUUGAAGGUUCGUUUGAAGCCAUUGCUACCUAGUGCCGUGUUUGAGGCUAGCCAACAUCUACAAAAGGAAAGAGAGAGAGAUAGGGAAAAAAGGCUAGUAGAAGAAUGUGAGCUAAAAAAGCCAAGUGAGAGUGGGGGUGGUGAGAGAAAAAUAAAAGCGCCCAAAGGAGAGCACCCACAAACAAGAGGGGGAAAGGAAUGUUUGAUAGCUAGUAAAACCGACCUUGGGUGGGCACUAAACAAUCACCCCUCCGUUCUCCUCGUGGUCCGUAAGGAUUUGUGCUUAGCUACUAACCUUGACCCGUAUCCUUUGAUUGUCCAAAGUGUGUUGCAGGAAUUUGAAGAUGUAUUCCCGGAAGAACUCCCGAGUGAACUCCCUCCCAUGAGGGGGAUCGAGCAUCAAAUUGACCUUUUGCCGGGAUCAUCACUCCCAAACCGGGCCGCAUACAAGGCGAACCCCAAGGAGACACAAGAGCUACAAAGGCAAGUCGAGGAACUCCUUGCCAAAGGUCUAAUUCGUGAAUCUCUAUCUCCUUGUGCCGUACCCGUCAUUCUUGUACCUAAGAAGGACGGAAGUUGGAGGAUGUGUGUAGAUUGUAGGACAAUUAACAAAAUCACCAUCAAAUAUAGACACCCUAUACCUAGGUUAGACGACAUGUUAGAGGAUCUUUGUGGCUCUAUAUGUUUUUCUAAAAUUGAUUUGGCUAGUGGAUAUCACCAAAUUCGCAUGAAAGAGGGAGAUGAAUGGAAAACCGCUUUCAAAACCAAAUUUGGCUUAUAUGAAUGGCUUGUGAUGCCUUUUGGUUUGACU